AAAGAGAGGCGCCGUGCUCGCGCUUUCGGUGUCUGGUUCCUGUACUGACAGCCAGCUGUGCGAUUAUAACGACAACAAUCUCGGGGAUUUGAUAAAUCCAGCGGUCAAAGCUCAACUCCUAUUGUUUUGGAAGAACACAUUUAACAGAUAAAUAUUUCUGAUCUUUAUAACUUAGCUAGAGAGAAAGCAUUUCUCAAACAUGAAUCCGUCGUGUGGCAGAUGUGGCAGAGUCGUGUAUCCCACGGAAAAAGUGAAUUGUCUGGACAAGUACUGGCACAAAGGAUGCUUCAGCUGUGAGAUCUGCAAAAUGACUCUAAACAUGAAGAAUUACAAAGGCUUUGAAAAGAGACCAUACUGCAAUGCACACUACCCCAAGACAAACUUCACCUGCGUGGCCGACACUCCCGAGAACCUCCGCCUGAAACAGCAGAGCAAGAUGCAGAGCCAGGUGCAGUACAAGGAGGAGUUUGAGAAGAACAAAGGGAAGGGCUUCAGUGUUGUGGCUGACACGCCAGAGAUGCAGAGAAUCAAGAAAACACAGGACCAUAUCAGCAAUAUUAAGUACCACGAGGAGUUUGAGAAGACCCGGGCGGGAGGAGAGACCCCAUCUCCCCAGCCCAACAGCCCCAAUCCAGUGUUUCAGUCUCACCAGCCUGCUGCAUCCCAGCACUACAACUAUGAACCAGCAGCCGCUCCAGAACCAGUCCGCCAGGUGGCCGCCGCCCCUCCUCCCAGCUCUGGGAAGAGGUACCAGGCUGUGUAUGACUACGCUGCAGCCGAUGAGGACGAGGUGGGCUUCCUGGAAGGAGAUGUGAUCGUAGACGCGCAGGUGAUCGACGAGGGCUGGAUGUAUGGCCGUGUGGAGCGCACCGGGCAACAGGGAAUGUUGCCUGCCAACUACGUGGAGGCCAUCUGAUCUGAGGGAGGAAGGGAGAGAAGGAGAUGGGAGGAGGCGGAGGAAGGGAGGGGGGAAUAUGAAACGCCCAGUGCCAUCUCAUCUUAACGCCAGUUUCUCUUUCGUUCGCUCUUGUUCACCGAUCUGUCCUGUGAGAUUAUCUCCUCCCUUCCUCCCGGUGUACCCUCUACAACAGACUCCCUUGGUCUGUCCAUCUUGUCUGUCUCUGUCUGUGCUGCUGUCUGUCUGUCUCUGGAGGUCUGUCGUCCUCCGUCUGUCUCUGUCUUUCUGCCUGUCUCUGUUCCAGUUCUUCUGUCCAUUUUAGGUGCCGUCAGGCGGAGUCCUCCUAUCAGUAGCGCGUGACUCCAUCUUAAAGGCUGUGUCUCAGCUCUGUCCCAGCUACAGCGCCUCAUACUCCAGCUAACUGCGAUGCAAAACGACACGGACCCCUCCCCCGCCCUGUCAAUCAAUGUACAGUUGCCAUGACAGCGGAGAACCGCAGCAAAUGUGGCCAUGAGAAAUGAGUUUGGAAUGUGGGUGUGGCAUCUUUUGGAAUCAUUUUGAUUGUUUUCAAAUUUUUGCGACAGGCUCAAAAGGGCCUCGCUGGAGGCUAAGUGUAGAUUCUCUUUAUGUCUGUCAGUCAGAACCAAGCUGGAAUCUUUGACCUGUGUACAUUCCAUUUACCCUCAACGCCCCAUCGUUGUUGUGGCAUCAGUCAGGAGCUACCGUAACAGUCUUACUAGAGAGGUUUUAUAUAUUUAUAUAUCAACACAUACACAUUUCUCAAUAUCACACUUAUCUAUGCCCUCUCACCUCUCUAACCCUGUGCUGCACUGCUUUGUGGGUAUUGUAGUGAAACUUAACUGGAAUCCUAACUGAAGCCUCCUGUCCUUGCCUGUUGAGAACAGGAGGGAUCAGGGACAAGUUAGUUGGGGGGACGUGGUUACAGAACGCCCCCCCUCUGACCCGCUUCUUACAAUCACACUAUGACAUCAUUAUCUUGGUGGGUGGUUGGGUGUCAACAUCCACCUCAUUCCUGCCGGGACCCACUUGCAGCUUCAAAGGCUUUUAGACAGUCUUAAAGAAAGGGUCCCGUGCCCAUUCCAAAAGCGACGACAUCUCUGAGUUGACAAUUGUAUUUGUGGAGGCCAAGCAUGAUUUUUUUUUUAUGAAUAUAUAUUUUUUUGUCAUUCCAUUGUUUGUUUAAUGAUUGAACAUUCCAGUUCGUUACGAGAAGUGUCCUGGCUGUGGUAGAUGUUAUUGGUGUCUGUAACUCAUAAUGCAUUUCUUCCCCUUUGCUUUUGUAUUGAAAGGGGCUUAUUUUAAAAAUGUUGAUGUAUCAAGUACAUUUAACAAGUAAAUCGGCAACUGGACUUUAAGAACCCAAUAAGACAGGCUAGUUUGUAUGUGUGAGCUUCUCAACAGACACACCUCGAGCCACUGUGUUAAUGUCAACCAGAACCGUUCCUGGUUUUUCAAUCUUUGGCCUAAUAACCUCAACCUAAUUUGCCUGUUGUGUUGUGCCAACCAGUGACUGGACUAUCUUUCCUACUUAUCGCUUGACCUUGGAACUGAGCAGAGGAGAACUGUGUUCUGGGCCACAUUCAGUUGCCAAAUAGAAAUGCCCUGAAUAGAGCUGACAUGAUUACUUAUUUUACAUGUCAGAAAAGCACGUUUGUUCUACGUAGCCUGAUUCUAUCUGAAAAUCCCCAAAGGUUUGCGUCCUAUUGAACGCUUGCGCGGAGUGUCCGUUUCAUGAACACAAAUCGUGGUUAUUGGUGAGCCGUCACCACGGCAUGGCGACACAAGGCCCUGUUCACUCACCUCCAUCAUAGAUGUAGAACAUCAGGAACAGACACACAUUUCCGUAGUACAUUCCCCAGCUGUAUACUGGUAGCUACUGUGUUACAUUGUUGUCUCACAGAAUACGCUGGUUUAAGGAACAAUGGAUUUGUCCGCUCCACUUUGCCGGUCGGGCUGUCACACAGACGAUGGGUAGCCCCGGUGAUGAUGGUCGACAAGGUGGAAACUCUUUGUUUUAACCCCAGUUCCACCCGUAAGUCAUUCUGGGUGUUUUAAAUGACUGACCUGUCAAAGACAGGGAUCUGGCUCAGUCCUGGGUCAACUCCGCUCCUGUACCUCUGCUCUCAGUCCCUCUUCUGUUUCUUUUCUGGGAUACACUGGGUCUGCCACAAACAUGAGGUGUCGAGAACAUUUUCAAAUAAUUUUCAGCUUUAAAAACCGGGGAUAAAAUGCUCUCACCAUGUAGAUUAUGUGAUGAUGAUAUUUUGUGUAACGGGUGGCCGGUCUGGGUUUGCGUUACGAUGGGCCUCGGUGCUACAGGAGUUUUUUUUUGCCUGCCAACUCUAGACGUAGUAUGAGAAGAUUGGUGCUUUUAUUGUGGUGAGGGGGGGAUGUAAAGGUAGUGAUAAAAUACCCCAUUGAAAUACCCUUUGGUGAGACGUGACAAACAAUAUGGUGGUGAACAUAUUCUGGGGGCUUUGUAACCACUAUGAUGUCUAACAAUUAUGUUGGUGAUUAGUUGAAUUGGAAUUAACGCCUCAAGGUGUGGACAGAAGGGCAAGUCUAGGCUUGUUUAGCAUCCGUGACCUCUUACCUGGCAACUGGACGCGUUUCUACUGUGACACUGUAUGAAGAACGGGCUGCUUUGGGGCCCAGCUAUUUCAAGUCUUAUUUUGCUUUGCCGCAGCAAGUGAAGAAAGAACCAGGAGGUGGAGAUGGUUUGGCUUAAGUUAAAUAUAUUUUGUAAUGGAUUUCCUUGUGCAGUAUCUGCAGUUAAUGCCCCUAAAAAAAAAAUGAAUUGAAGGCUUUGGCUGUGUGUUUUCAAAUAGUGAAUUUCCAAGGCCAUAAACUGCUGUUUUCUUCUGCAGUGAUGUGGUUGGUUUAUUGGUGGAUUUAAAAGGGAGAUCGGCGAUUGCAGGGAGGGUGCCCAUUCAGAAACCAAUCCCAAGUGGUCAAGGGUGAGCCAGUGGUGUUUUACUGAGUGAAAUGUUGGGGAUAGACCACAUUGGCAAGGUAUAGACAAAUCUCAUUCCAUGUUGUCUACUGGGCUGGAUGGGGCCAGCAGAGAGAAGCCGUAAAAAACGUUUACUACUAGCCCAGCCUCGGAGAGGGACCAGGUAAAAACACGAACUACUAGCCCAGCCUCGGAGAGGGACUUGGUAAAAACACGAACUACUAGCCCAGCCUCGGAGAGGGACGAAGGAUAAGACUUGGAAUCAGCCAGGCGACCAGUAGUCUCCUCUGCUUCGGCAUCAUUCAUUCUAGACCUCUGCUGUAUCAUAGCUCACUUCAUCCCCAAAUGUAUAUGCUCCUAUGACCUCGCGCGCAACCCUAAAUAGACUCCUACUAUGUCCUGUGCUUCUGUUGAAUCAAUCAUUUCCUGCUCUUGUCGAUGCUGGUGUAGAAAUGCAGAUAGAAAUCAUGUGAACCACACGCUGACCUUAGCAUUCAGACCAAUGUUGUGCAUUCCACCUUAACAAUGAUUUUGUUUUGAUAUCAUUUUGGUUCUUCCUAUUUUUUUU
Molecule: messenger RNA, 4440 nt
Organism: Esox lucius (northern pike)
Lineage: Eukaryota; Metazoa; Chordata; Actinopteri; Esociformes; Esocidae
Gene: lasp1
Product: LIM and SH3 protein 1
Exons: 7
Coding region: 200-916 (238 amino acids)
Cellular component (GO): focal adhesion
Molecular function (GO): actin filament binding
Source: RefSeq, a predicted model, not a curated record